AUGGUCAUACAAGACAUCUCAAAACUUACGCAACGCACCACAAUGCCGGGCCGUGUUGACCCCAUCCAUCAAUCCAUCCUAACCCUCGCCACAAUCUUCAACAGCGGUACUGGCAUUGGCAUUGACACUGGCAUAAACGUAGAGAUCCGAGCAUUUUCCUCACCGCAGAGACGGGAAGAAAAAACUCUUGACAUUCAACGGGUAUCGUCGGGACCCCUCGAGACAAAACCCUCGAUAUGUGGUGCUGUUAUAGCUAAACGGCCGUCCGAGAACACUCGGAGAAUAUGGGCUGGUAGUCUAGAGAAGUAUGGGGGGUCGAGGACACGGACGUUUUUGUUACCGCCCCCUCUAGGCCGCCAAACACAACAACAACGGUCCGUCCAGAACCCUAGCAAGUUGCAACAAACUUUCGGUUGA
Morchella sextelata is the source of this 417-nucleotide messenger RNA. RefSeq lists its product as uncharacterized. Bases 1 to 417 code for a protein of 138 amino acids. NCBI's taxonomy places the organism in Eukaryota, Fungi, Ascomycota, Pezizomycetes, Pezizales, Morchellaceae. The transcript is spliced from 7 exons. The record is from RefSeq and is a predicted model, not a curated record.